CCUGAAGAGGCGAAUUUGCAUUAGCAUGGCGGGAACUUCUGUUGUGUGUAAUUCCAACCUGAAGACAUCAAGCAAUGCCUCGGGUCCACAGGCUGCUUUUCUAAGCGAUAAUCCUUCUUUAAACGCAGAUGGAUUUGAAUCUGAGCCAUUCUUGUGUCAUCACCACGGAACUGUUUGUUCAGCGUGUUCUAGUUCUGCCACUGUUGCGGAGAAAUUAACCCGGUGCAAAACAGACGAUGAUAACUCGCCGAAUGGAGGACUUAUACGGGAACUGAAAGACUUCAAAGCGAGAAGCCUUGCUUUAAAAUCAGCGUUAGAGGACGAAGCCGCGGUAAAGGAUAUUCAAAAGGAGUUGUCUGGCUACGUGUGUAUUUGCAGUGACCCGAAGUAUGUGCACUUGGUCAGUGGCUACCAUGUGGAGUGCAUCGAGAAGGUUUGUUCCAAGAGGGAGGCCUUCACAAAAUACCACAAAAAUCGAUUUAAAACCUACUCUGAUUUCGGAUCUACCAAAGCUAGUAACCAUGUCACUAGUACAGUGGCGCCUGAGGAGUUUUACCGAUAUUUCUUUUAUGGUGUGAAGCAUUGGAAUUACUGCGCGAAAGAGGAAGACAUCGGCGCAAUAAUAAUUACUUUGAAACCCGAAGUAAGCAAACCACACUCUAAGGGAUCUUUCAGGGUUAUGGUUCGCUCUGCGUACUACCUUGUCAUUGGACUGCUGUCUCCCUCAAGUUACCAAGGCAGUCUUUCAAGCAGAGAUGAUGUGGUACACUUAAUAAGUAAACAAGCUGAUAUCAAAGCGCCUGUGAAGCUGAUUACAACCCCAUCAGUACCAGCAGAACUCCUUAAGAUGGACAGUGCAUUCAACAAGCAAGCUUACAAAUUUGGUAUAGUUUACAUGAAAGAAGGACAACAAACCGAAGAACAGCUGUUUGGUAAUGAAACUCACAGCCAAGGGUUUGAUGAUUUCCUGAAUCUGUUGGGUGAAAGAGUCAGACUGAAAGGUUUUGACAAGUACCGGGGUGGACUGGAUGGCAACAAUGAUCUUACUGGAAAAUAUUCUGUGUUUACCAAGUUUGGUAAUAGUGAGAUCAUGUUUCAUGUGUCAACUCUUCUACCAUUUGAAGAAUUUGACUCUCAGAAGCUUCAGAGAAAGAGACACAUUGGCAACGACAUAGUUUGCAUCAUUUUCAUGGAAGCCACAAGUACUAAGUUUGUACCUGACUGUAUUAAAUCAAACUUUCUGCAUAGUUUUAUCAUUGUACAAGUGGAUUUGGAGAGCAAACCAGACAGUUACGUAGUAUCAGUGGUGUCAAGGGACAGUGUGGUACCCUAUGGCCCACCUCUGUAUGACAAGUACAUAUUCUAUAAGGGAGACCAGUUUAGAGAAUGGAUCCUUAAAAAGUUGAUUCAAGGUGAACAAGCAUGUCAUAGGUCACCCAGCUUUGCUAAGUUGCAUGCCCGGACCAGGACACUCAUCAUGGGAGAAUUACUGAAGUCCGUCAGAAAUUCAGACUCUCAAACCUCAGCUGUACCCAGUGCAUCACAUGAUCAGUACAUGACUGUGACACAGGUGUCCAGGGAUUUCAGUUCAGUCUGCUCUGUUGCACGAGAUGGAGAGGACCUUGUGUUAUUCCUAGUGGAAGAGGCGGAAAAGAAAAGUUUUAUUGGUGUGAAGUCAGUUAUGUCAGCUAAAAGCAAAGUUUUUCAGAAGAUGUUUUCACAAGAUCUCGGCCAUGUUUAUGCUCAUUUGCCAGUCAGUAGGACCGGUUCGUCUGUGGCACCGCCAGCACUGAAGCGCACGACCUCCUGGACUCGUUCCAAUCCCCUGAUGCACGCAGGAUUGCGUAGCGGGAAGAUGAACCUGGAGAAAUUGCGGCGCAGUCGAAGCGAGAGCGACAGCAGCCAUGACGACGGAGUCACCUUAGAAUCAGUGACAGAUCUUCAAAACAGAAAAGAGCGUGAACUUUCGAGGGCUUCGUCUCAGAUGCAGUGCACUGCAGAGGUUAUCGUCGUGAAACAGUUUGAAAGUGGCGUGUUUGAAGCCCUGCUGGAGUUUCUUCACGUGGGAUCAUGUAACCUAAGAUCCAGUGUCUUGCCAGGCUUGUUUGCAGCUGCGCAGUAUUAUCAGGUGGAGGAAUUACGUCAAGUCUGCGUCGAGAGCAUGAAGCAAAAAGGGAUAUCACCAAGAUGCAGUGACCAUUUACUAAGGGACGUAGCGUCGAACAACCUAACUGGUCCUACUCUGGGGAGAAACGUAAAGACGGAAUGUGUCACUGAUACACACUGCUAGAAAUCUUCCCGAAAAACAGAGCAUGAAAAAAAAAAAAAAGCCGAAGGGAGUGGCGAAGUUUUAGAUUCCAACAGUUGAAUAGCUGCAUUACACUUAGUCUUGCACUGCUCUUCGGUCGACUUUUAUCAGUCUCUAAUAGCGUGA
This is a messenger RNA of Stylophora pistillata, 2434 nucleotides long. RefSeq names its product signal-induced proliferation-associated protein 1. Gene Ontology annotation, biological process: regulation of small GTPase mediated signal transduction. Gene Ontology annotation, cellular component: cytoplasm. The record is from RefSeq and is a predicted model, not a curated record. Gene Ontology annotation, molecular function: protein binding; GTPase activator activity. Lineage: Eukaryota; Metazoa; Cnidaria; Anthozoa; Scleractinia; Pocilloporidae.